AUGCGGCCGCAGCUGACUUCGCUUGACGCAAACAACGACGGGGAUUGGCGGCAGGGCCUGCCGGGCGACGUCCUCGUGGCGUGCCUGGAGCGCCUGCUGCACGACCCCCAGGCGGUCGCUGCCGCGCGCGGGGCGUGCGCGGCGUGGCGCGCGGCGGCAGACGCGUGCGUGCAGGAGGUCACGCUGAGGUGCUGGCCGCAGCGGCCGCAGGCGGUGGCGCGCUUCACCGGCUUGGCGCGCCUAAACCUCAAGGGGCCCUACAUCCACGGUGGCAGCAGUCAAGCGCGCGCGGACGCGGUCGGGCCGCUGCUCAUGAGUGCCGCGCUGCUGCCUCGACUGAGUUCCCUUGAAAUCUCCUACCCCGGGCCGGGCUCCCUCGAUGAUCUGGACGCGCUGACUCAGCUGACCAGCCUCGCCCUCUGCCGCGGCCACGACGCGGGCGGCGGCGGCCUACCCCCCUCGGCAGCCGCCGCGAUCGCGCCGCCGGCCCAGCUGCCGGGCGCGGCGCAGGGCGGCGAGGAGGCGGGGCCCGCGGCCGCGGCGGGGGCGGCGGCGGGGCUGGACGCGGACGGGCGGCCGCGCGAUUUUGUGCAGCUGCCGGCGGCGGUGGGCGAGCUGCGGCUGCUGCACACGCUUCGGUUGGACAACCUGCCCCCCUGCUACGACGCCCUCCGGCGGCUGCCGGCGCUGCUGCGGCUUGAGAUGCGAGGCCAGACGCUGCGUCUGCGCAACGGGCUACUCAUGGCCGCCAACCCGCUGCCCGGGGUGGGGCAGCUGCGGGGCCUAACAGCGCUGGUGGCGCGCUGCAACUACGGCAUCAACAGGCUGCCCGCUGAGAUCGGGCAGCUGGCGGCCCUGGAGGUGCUGGACGUCUCCAAAAACAUGCUCUGGCAGAUCCCUGACGAGGUCGCGUCGCUGCGCCGCCUGGCGCACCUGGACGUCAGCUCAAACUGCCUCACCGCGCUGCCAGAGUGCCUGCCGCCCAGCCUCACGCACCUGGACGCCUCCAACAACUCGCGCGUGGUCCUUCCCGAGUCCCUCUCGCGCCUGGGCGCGCUGCGCUCCCUCCACCUCAACUGGGUGUGGUCGGACCUGGGCCCCGUAUUCCGCGCGGGCCGGGGGCUGUCGCGGCUGGAGCUGCUGCGCGCGAUUGGCAACGGCAUCACAGAGCUGCCAGACACCAUCCGCGAGGUGCUGGAGCUGUCCAUGAAUAACCUCUCCUCCCUGCCGCCCGCUGUCGGCGCCCUCGCGUCCCUCGCCACCCUCGACCUGUCUGACAACCGCCUGGCGUCCCUGCCAGACGACCUGGGGGCGCUCGCUUCACUGCAGUCCCUGGGGCUGCGCAGCAACAGCCUGGGGGAGCUGUGCGAGGGGGUGGGGGCGCUGGGGGCGCUGACGUCACUGGACGUGUCCAUGAACCACCUGGAGGCGCUGCCGUGGAGCGUCACCCGGAUGACGGCGCUGCAGCAGCUGGCCGUCUCCAUGAACCCCCUGGCGUCGCUGCCGCCCGGCCUCUCGGCCCUCACGCGCCUGCGUGUCCUCGAAAUGUACUACGUCCGCCUGCCGACCAGCGCGCCCGCCGCGGACGCCGGCGCCGGCGCCGGCGCCGCGGGCUCAGCGUGCGGCGCCGACCAAGGGUGCGCUGCGGCGGCGGCCGGGCACCGGCUCCAGGAUCUGAUCCCGGGCCUCUUCGUCUUCUGCAACGCCCCCGCGCCACCUGCGCCCGGCUGCGCGGCGCGGGCGGCGGCGGAGCUGCCGAUGGGGCCGGAGGGCCCUGACCCCGGUGAUCUGAUCGGCGGCGACGAGAGCCACAAUGGCGGCAGCGGCGGCACGGAGGUCGGGGGUGCUGAUCACGGCGUUGAUGCUGCUGCUCACGCGCUCUACGCUGACGCAGCGCCCCCGCAGCGGGAUGUGGCGGCGGCCUCCCCCGCGGGCGGGCCCUCCAUGAGAAGCUGCCUGGCAGCUGGCGGGUGCCCUGGCGGCGCCAUGUCGUCUAGCAUGGGCAGCAGCCUAGGCGCGAGCACCAGCAGCGGCAGCAGCGACGCCGCGGGGGCCUCCGGCGGCGGGCCCGCGGCGACGGGCGCGUGGGAGGGGGCAGAGGGAUCCGGGGCCGACACGGAAGAUCUGGAGUCGCUGCUGUUUGAGAUGGGGCUGGCUGAGCAGGUGGACCGGGCAUCUGCGUCGGCGGGCGCGGCGGCUGCGUCGUCCGGGCGGCCGCCGGCCGCAGGGGCCCCUGCCCCAAAGCGCGGCGGCAUGGCGGCACGUGGCGGCGCGGGGGCUGCAAGCAGUGAUGGGGACGACGUCGCGGCGGCGGUGGACCAAGGGGCACCGUCGGGUCACGCGGAGUACGCGCGCCCCGCCAGGCGCUGCACGUGGUACGAGUGA
Molecule: messenger RNA, 2385 nt
Organism: Monoraphidium neglectum
Lineage: Eukaryota; Viridiplantae; Chlorophyta; Chlorophyceae; Sphaeropleales; Selenastraceae
Product: putative Malignant fibrous histiocytoma-amplified sequence 1 like protein
Exons: 10
Coding region: 1-2385 (794 amino acids)
Molecular function (GO): protein binding
Source: RefSeq, a predicted model, not a curated record